AUGAAAUUAAAUCUAUAAGUAAAAAAUAUAAGGAAACAUUAUGAUAAAUUCGAAUGCAUCCUAUAGGAUCUCAUCAACCAAGAUAUUGAUAUCCAAAUUAAUGUGGUUAAAUUAACUCCUUAAGCAGAUUCUCUUAUUUAAAAGUUGGAAUCUCAAAGAUUUUUAAAUCUAGACCAUUUUUAUAAAAUACCACUUCAUCAAUUCUCUGAUAUCCUCAAAUACGACAAAGAACUCGAAUACAAACUCAAAGAAUAUAUUGCUCAAACAUUUGAUACUCAAUUUACUUGGUUUAUACAAAAUGAAUGUCUUGUCACCCAUCUAGAUUGCUCAUAUUAGGUCGAUUAAUUUUUAAAUAAGCUGUUCUAUACAUAGACAAACUUCAAACAAUAUGCAGAUUACAUGAAUACUCAACAUCAAAUCAAAGUUUAUGCAAGUCAAGAUGAUAUUCCCUUAAAAGAUUACAAGAAAUACAAUACGAGAAAAACUUAUACGUUGUAUGGAUUUAAGAAUCAGCUUAAAUAGUAAAACGUCUUUGAGAAAAAAGUUGUAAGACAUGAAAAUGAUGUUGCUAUGCAUGAUGUAUUUAUUGAAUACUAUAUUCCUAUAAUUAAAUAAUGGGUUGAAUAGCAUUUAUAUACAUAUGUUGAAGUGCGGAGAGGCCAUUAGAUUGUAAUAAAUAUACAUUUAAAAGUCUAAGAUUGAUUUAUUUGGACCACAUCAACUAGUUACAAAAGCUGAGGAAAUAUUAAUGAAGGAGUAUACUGCCCUUAAUUAUUAAUGUGGAAUACUCAAAUUUAAGGAUCUUGAUGAUGAAUCUAUCUAGCUCAUGUAAAUUUAAGAAGUUUUGAAUCAAAAUUAGUAUUAUGAUUAUGAAGUAGCAAAACAUAGUUCAUUUGCUUUAGACUAAUUAGAAAACUCAUUAAAAUCAGUUAAAUGUAGAAUCUUUUCUGCAAUAUUGGCUAUUGGUAAAUCUAUCUCACUCAUUUUUACUUAGAUUUUAGGAAUUAUGAAUUAUGCAAUAAUGCCAAAUAUUAUUUUAAUUUCGAUAAGGAUAGAAAGAAUAUUGAGAUUCUACUAGAAAAUGAAGUUUAUAAACUCUCUAAAACCCAAAAAGAUGGAAAAGCUUUAAGUUAUUUUGUCAUCAUUAAUGGAAGAUUCUAAUAGUCUGUAUUUCUUAAGAAACUUAAUGAAGAUCUGGAUAUUAUUCACUAGAAUAUCCACAAUAUAAACUAAACUAAUUAUUUAAGAAACUUGUCAGAAAAAGAGUUGACUAAUCUUCUAAACACUUAUUAGGUUAAAUUAAAAUUCAAUUAGAAUUGCAUUGAAAUAUUAGGUAAAUAACAAUCGGUAGAUCGUUUUGUAUAAUUCCUAAUCAAAUAAAUUUCACCUCAAGCAGAUGUGAUUGACUUUCAUUAUUUCAAAAAUUAAUUUAAUUACAAUGUAGUAAUCAAUGAUUAUAAGGAUAAGUUAUAGGAUAUGCUCUAGUAAUCUUAAUGCUAAAGUACAAAAUUGUUUAUAAAUUAAUAGGCUCUUUUGGAGAAAACGAAUUGAAAAUGAAAAUUGUGAGCAGAGAUUCAAAUAAGAUUCUUUAAUUAAAAUCAUAAUUAAGACUAUUAGAGAAUGAUAUUGAAAAAUCUAAGAAAACCAUCUAAAUAUCAAUUGAAAAACACUUAAAUAUACAUUUACAGUAAACAAUGAGUUUAUUAAAUUUAGUGCAUAAAUUAAAUAACUUUCAUCCAAGUUUCCAUCUGUUGUUAUAACUAUUGAAAAAAAUAAUGAUUCUGGAUUGAAACAGCUUUCUACUUUCACUAAGAACUAAUCAAAAAUAAAAGUUUUUUAUGGUUAACCCAAUUUACUCUAUGAUAUUUAGAAGGAUAUUCUAAAUCUGAAGAAUAGUAUGAUCUUAAUACCAAUAGAGAAAAUACACGAUUAACCCUAAACAAUAUAGUUGCUAUGGCUGAAUGAACUAAUUCAGUAAAAUAAUAUUACUUUAGUAAAUCAAAAGGUGAGUUCUUCUUUUGAAUUGUUUCAAUAUGAGCUAAGUUUUCAACAAAAAGUAACUGACUCCAAUUCAAAUUAGAAAUAUGUGUAUGAAACUCUGGAGUUUUCUAUUUAUUAUAUCUAUUAUAGAGAUCUAUUGAAACCAUAAAAUUUUAUCCACUAUUUUGACAAAUAAAGUUUGCAUAAUUCUUACGAGAAACUAAUCGAUGAAAUUAAAAUAUCAAAACCUGCAUCUAUAUUUGUCACAAGUUUAGUUCAGAAAAAUGGUUAAGACCUAAAACAAUUAAUUGAUUACAUCAAAUAAGCAAACUUGUAUUUAUUAUCAAUAUAAUUUAGUCCAUCGAUUUAGAUUUCAUUAAUGACAAAUGAAAAAAAUGAUUUGACUUCACUCAAGUCUUUUCUAAACGAGAAUUUUGAAGAGGAUAAUUCAAAUCAAGACAAAUUAACUUAUCAUAUAUCAAUAAAAGGGUGCUUUUAAGAAACCCUUAAUUAAGUGAUUAAAGAAUUAAAUGAGUUAUGA
Paramecium octaurelia is the source of this 2521-nucleotide messenger RNA. The record is from the annotation of a GenBank genome assembly. NCBI's taxonomy places the organism in Eukaryota, Ciliophora, Oligohymenophorea, Peniculida, Parameciidae.